ACUCAGUAAUCGCAUUCAUAAAAUCACAGGCCACACAUGCGCCGAGGUGGCUACUCGCCUAUUACGCGUCACACGUUUCACGUACUUUUUGACGUCAACUUCUCUUCGUGUCUAGUUUGGGAGAUCGUAAAGAUGGUAACAGAAAGUGAAUCAGUCGUGUAAUAAAUACCGCUUCGAACAGUUCGUAAGUUUUCGUUUCACACAGUGUAGCAUUUGAAGCUCACUGAGCCACGUGCAUUUUGUUUAUCGCUGUUCGUGAUUGAUUUUUGCGGCAUGGGCGAAGAAACUCAAGCCGGCGACGGAAAAGUGACAUUAAAACGUAAAAUAACGCUAUUUAAUGGUGUUGGUAUAAUAAUUGGGACAAUAAUUGGCUCAGGAAUAUUUAUAUCUCCGACUGGAGUUUUUCUUUACACGGGAUCAGUAGCCGCGUCUUUACUGAUAUGGCUCGUGUGUGGGCUAUUAUCGACAUUAGGGGCACUCUGCUACGCCGAACUCGGCACCUCAAUAUGCCGGUCGGGCGGUGAUUACGCUUACAUCUAUACCGCUUUCGGUCCCUUGCCUGCCUUCCUGAGGAUGUGGAUAGCUCUACUUAUCAUCAGACCGACGACCCAGGCAAUCGUGGCGCUCACGUUUGGACAUUAUGUCGUUAAGCCAUUCUUCCCCGAAUGUGAUCCACCUCAAGAUGCCGUCAAACUUCUUGCUGCUGUUUGUCUAUGUGUGCUGACAGCAAUCAAUUGCAUUAGUGUGAGAUGGACGAUGCGCAUACAAGACGUGUUUACAACAUCGAAGCUUUUAGCUUUGGUCGUUAUCAUAAUAUCAGGAUUAUACUACAUAUGCAUCGGCCAUCACGAAAACUUCCAGAAUGCUUUCGAAGGCGAGUAUAGUGCCGGAAAGGUGGCUUUAGCGUUCUAUUCGGGUCUAUUUGCGUUCGGAGGCUGGAACUACCUUAACUUCGUCACUGAAGAACUGCAAGAUCCUUAUAAGAAUUUGCCGCGUGCGAUAUGGAUCGCUAUGCCGAUGGUGACAAUUAUUUACGUGAUGGCGAACUUGGCCUACUUCGCUGUGGUGUCCAAAAUGGAGAUGAUGUCCAAUCCGGCUGUUGCUGCGGUUUUCGGUGACCGCCUAUUCGGCGGGUGGAGCUGGUUGAUCCCCGUAUUCGUGGCUCUGUCAACAUUCGGAGGAGUCAAUGGAGUACUGUUUACGUCAGCGCGCCUCUUCGCUACGGGGGCACAAGAAGGUCACAUGCCCGGAUUCUUUACUCUGUUCCACGUGGACAAGCAGACGCCGAUACCAUCACUUAUAUUUACAUGCUUCUUCUCACUACUGAUGCUGACGACGAGCAAUGUCUUCGAUCUAAUCAAUUAUUUCUCGCAAACGUUGUGGCUAUCCGUCGGCGCGUCAGUCGUCGGCAUGCUAUGGCUCCGAAGAACCAAGCCCGACAUGCCGAGACCUAUCAAAGUCAACCUUAUCAUACCCUACGUCUUCCUCAUUGCGAUUGGCUGUCUGGUUUUCAUACCAGCGAUCACCAAUCCGAUGGACACGGGGAUAGGAUUAGCGAUUCUUCUAUCCGGUAUCCCAGUGUACUAUGUCUGUGUGAAGUGGAAAGGCAAACCACAAUGCUACAACGCUUUCUCAGGCUGUGUAUUAAAGUUCCUGCAGAAAUUAUGCUCUUGUAUUUACGUCGAUUCAUUGGAGAAACUAUCUAAUUGAACGAAUGAAUGUUGCAAUAAUGAAGAUAUAUGAGCUUUCUUAUAAUGGACCAAUGUGUACUAUUGUACGUUUAUAGUUGAAGAGUAUUUAUUGGAUAUUUGGUGUCUUAUUGAUGUUGUUAUAGCGUUUACAUUUUUAUUUAUUAUACAGCGGAAUGGUUUAUCGACAGAUU
Vanessa tameamea is the source of this 1882-nucleotide messenger RNA. It is a transcript of the gene JhI-21, whose product is annotated as large neutral amino acids transporter small subunit 2. The transcript is spliced from 7 exons. The coding region runs from base 274 to 1710 and encodes 478 amino acids. Lineage: Eukaryota; Metazoa; Arthropoda; Insecta; Lepidoptera; Nymphalidae. Gene Ontology annotation, cellular component: membrane. Gene Ontology annotation, biological process: amino acid transmembrane transport. The record is from RefSeq and is a predicted model, not a curated record. Gene Ontology annotation, molecular function: L-amino acid transmembrane transporter activity.